Messenger RNA from Myxocyprinus asiaticus (Chinese sucker), 3525 nucleotides. RefSeq names its product zinc finger, DBF-type containing 2 (gene zdbf2). The transcript has 7 exons. Bases 524 to 3280 code for a protein of 918 amino acids. Gene Ontology annotation, molecular function: nucleic acid binding; zinc ion binding. NCBI's taxonomy places the organism in Eukaryota, Metazoa, Chordata, Actinopteri, Cypriniformes, Catostomidae. The record is from RefSeq and is a predicted model, not a curated record.
UGCAUGAAAUUCAUGUGGGAAAACAUGGAAAUCUCAGGUAUACAGUUCUGAUGUCCUGGCCUGGAGAAGUCAUUGUUCUUGUUCUAAACUUUAACCAGCUAGAAAUGGCUUCAUGUGAUUGCAAUCUCUAUAAAUUUAUUUAAAAUAUACUACGUUUGUUUCAUAAACUAUUGGAAAAGUCAUAGGUCAAGAAGUCUAGGAAACCCCGUACAUAGUCUUGUAUAUUUAUAGUAUGUUAUCAUUAGGGUAGAGUCUGAAACUUCAAUGAAGGUCAAAAUCCAGCUCUUACUUUUAUUACUGGGCGGGUUCCCACGACAUGCUGUCACGUCACUCCGGCAGAUCUGCCAAAUGCGGAGACCGAUGGGAUCAAAGUGGAACAACAUUUACCAUCAGGUGAAAAGAAGAUGAAGACUGCAACCUCACCAUAUGCGACUUUUAACUUAUUACACGUGGCUGUACACACACAUGUGGCGAUGUGACUCGCAAACUUUAGUCAAGCCAUCUCCUCCAUGUAGACAGUACAAUGCCCAUGGAGGAGGGACCUCAAUCAUCUGCUAAAAAUGCAGAGAGGCAUCCAGCUGAUAUGGCCACCCUGACUAGUAGAGGGGAAGAGCCUGUUGCCGGUCCUUCUAGGUCCCAAAGACAGGGUUAUUGUAGCUGCUGUCAAGUUCUGUACCUCAGUGUGGAACAGCACAUCUUGAGUGCCCAACAUAGAGAAGUGGUGCGAGCUGCUCGGGCUAAUGUAUCUUCUGGGAGUUUGUUAGAAAGAUUCCUCCAGGAUGUGCUUCACCAUCAUCCCCAUCGCUACAGUGAUACACGGCCUACCCAUGCUGACCUACCUUCUCUCGCCACCCCACCUAUUCCAAAAGAGGUGCUAUCGGAGGUGUACUGUGGAUCAGAUGAUGAUGGUGUCUCUGUUGGGACACGUGAGGAGAUGCCUACCUCUGAUGAAGAGUCCUGCCAAUUGCUGCAAAUUGUAGCCUCAACUCCAGCAGUGAAGACUGAACAUACUGCAACUACACAUGUACAAACUGCUUCCCAAAUAGGGAAAAUGGUGCCUGAACUACCUCCUUCUGAAAAGAGUUCCCCCACACAAGGAUUUUUGCACAGGACUAGCGGCUCUGCCAAUGACAAACCACAUACAUUACAAUUUAUAUUACCCAUUCAGAGAAAAAGUUCACAAACACACCCCUCUGGAGAUCCCUGUGCUUCAGGAUGUCCACCAGUCACCAAGGCUGGAGACAUUGAACACGGAAAAGCACACAGGAAAACCAGUAGGGAUAAAGAGGGGAAUGACUCCAUUGCAGCUUCCCAAACCCCACCAGCUGUGAAGUGCAUUACCUCAAAGGACCAGCCUGCAACCUUUCGAUCAGUGGUUGAGGAAUCCACAGUGUGGACUUCCGCACUGCCACCUUGGAAAGGCCCCCAUAGGGAACAAACAUUUAGUCAUCUAUCUGACCAAAUUCGAGAUGUGAUAGAGGAGGUUAUUGAAAAGCACUGUUAUGGCCACAGUCUCAAAGUCGACCAGCAAGAGGACGAUGGCAGCAUUCUUCUGAGUCCUCAGUCUAGGAGUGAAUCCAAAGGCAGCGAAGAAUGGGACAAUGCGAUACAGAUGGCUUUGGGAAAAGCAAAGGGUGAGGAGAAGAAUUUAGCAGAGUUACUGGAAGUGCAUACAAACCUUGAAGACCAAGGAUACCAGACUCAACUGGACACAGCCCUGAACACUGUUAUGAUGAGUAUGGAAACAGAGCCUGAGGGAACCAAGGAGAGUGCUGCUGAGGAGGUAUUUCCCAAUCUUCCUCACAUACCAGAGUCCUUUGUUGGAAAAACAUGGACACAGGUGAUGUUUGAAGAUGACAUGAAGAUAGAUUCCAUAGUGAGAGAGUUCCAACAAGGUCAAUUCCGUUGCUAUUUUGAUAGUGAAUCCUUGGCUAGGUUUGGAAAACACCAUAAAAAAAAGAGAAAGAACAGGAACCAGGGGAAAAAAGCAAAAGCAGAUACUGCAGGAUGGGAGCCUGCAGAUAUUCUUCCUCUCAUGGAGCACAAUGAGGAAGACCCAAAACUUCCAGCUGUUUUGUUGAAGAGAACAAGACAAAAAAAUUUCAGACUAGCAUCACGUUGCCAAGUGGUAAAAGUAAGCCACGGCACACAAACCAUCCCCCUAAGUUGUCCUGUGGUGCGCCUGAAAUCAACACAAGAAACAUUUACCUCACCGCACAGCCACAAGUCCCAGCAAUGUCCUAGCCCUGAAAGGACCCCUAACAUGAAGACCAGACUUUGUGCAUUGAAGCUUCCUGCUUCUUAUUGCAAGAUCAUGACUCCUAUACAGCCCAAAACUGUGGUCUAUGUGCUUUCUUCCCCAGAUGGGGGUCAAGGAAUUUCCAAGCCCACCCCUGCUAAGAAAGCAGGGAGGAAGCGAAAGUCAUGUGACAGCAAUGUUUCCCUAAAGUACAAGUACAAAAAGACACCUCUUAAGUACUAUGACCCUUUGACCAACAGGAUCUUGAAAAGCCCACCAAAAGGGAUGCCUUCUCUCACCAAUUCCAAAUCUCUUUCACACGUCCGACAGUUAUUCCGUAGCCUUAGCCCAGAUAUUAACAAUGAGAGGCAGAGCCUGGGGCAAGGGCAUUCAUCAGGAGGCUCUCGGAUGGGUCGUGGCAGGAGCAGCAUGGUUGAUCUAUGUACCUCUACCUCAGGCUCUUGUCUGGAGAGCGGUGGCACCUCUGAGCCUGGUUCUUCUUUGGCUAGCAGUCGUAAAGCUUUGUUCAACCGCUCCUCUCUCUCAAGUACCAGUUGUUUCCUUCUGGGACACCUUGCACCAUCUGCCUCCCACAUGGAUGACUCUUCUAAAGGACUUCCUCGCUCUUGUGCAGGGAGUUCCUAUAUGGUUGGAGGAUCGGAACAAGAGCAACACCACAAACAAACACAAGAUGAUCAAACACCAAUCAGACGUAGCUCACGGAAGGCUGGACCUUUGAAUCCAGCCAAGAGACCACCAGUACCCCCUUACAGGACCAAGAGAAAGUCCACCAAACCACAGCCCAAAGCAAAAUCUCAGGGCACUCUCCAGCGAACAGUUAGUCCCUGCAUAUCUGUAGAAUGUAGGACAUCUCCCAGAAACAAGAGCCCUGCUAUGGCCUCACUUAGAUCAUCAUCUUCCUCUAAACUGGCAAUUCAGCCUGUCAUUACACCCUCUUCGAAACAAAUACAUACAAUGCUCAGUGCCAGUCAGCAGAAGAGGGUGAGGGGGAGGACCACAACUGUACAUAUAGCAGACUGAACGUUAUCAGACACCAGCUAUUAGCAUAAGCUGUCUGUUCUUCAAAUGCUGUAUUGGUUUGCACAGUUGAAUUUCAGCUGACUGUUUCUAGUUGAAGUUCAUUGUUUUGUCAGUAUAUAUUAGUUUGUUUGUCAUAUCAUGUGUUUUCUAACUUGUAAUGAUUAUAUUUUUACGUUUAUAAUGGGUAUUUUUCUCUAAGAUUGAUAUUGCUAGUUGUAAAUUAAAUUUUUAUGAAUAUUUAAUAA